CACGGCUAUACUCUUCUUUAGCACCAAAACUUAUUUCAGUAGUGAGAUAGACGAUCGUGCGUGUGGAUAGGUUCGAGUUUGUUUUGUCUCAGAUCGAUUCUUGAAGAUUGCUUCCAAUUGGAAGAUUUUAAUUCUUAAGUGUUUUGUGUUGCUUGCUCCCUUUACACCCCCUGGAAUAAUAAUAAUAAAACAUUUCGAUUGUGGUUCAUUACAUGCGUCAUAUCGUUCGUUAUUCAUGACACAUAGUGAAGCGGGAAAAAGAGAGAAAGACUCUUACUGCCUCAAUUAAAUGUGAUAAUAAUUAUAAACCGCAAAUGAUAUAUGACAUAUACAGUGAGUUUUAUAAUAGCUACAUAAUUCUAUCGUGCAUUUUGUAAACUCGUAAUUAAUAAGUUUUGUGUGCCACGCGCCACGCGCCAUCACCAUACCGCACCGGUCGGUCGGUCGGGUGUUACACAAUUCAAUUUAGUGCAGGAUAAGCACUCUUAACGCCCGCCAGCGGAACCGGAUCCGGGGCCAUAUGUGCAACCGCAUCAUCAUCACCAUCGUCGUCGUCGUAGUCAGCAUCAUCAACAACAUCAUCAUCAUCUAGCCGCUAGACCUAUACACAACAUAAAAUCAAAAUUAUAAUAAUAUAUUAGCCAGCAUUUUAUUAUAAAUUAUUUUUUUGUUUGUGUUCCCGUGUCCUUUUUGUUGUUGUUGGUUUGGUAAAAAGUUUAAAAUUAAAUUUCGAUUACCAUGGAUACGAAAACUGCAAACAGGACAAAAUGGAAUUUAUUUGGGAUUACAAUUGCGGCAAUGGUGUUUGCAGCUGUGGUCAAGCCAGCAACAAGUCAGAAUUCAUUAUUGAACACACCUCCUGUUAUGUACGUGGAUCGGAACUGGCGUAUAUCGGAGACCGAGGAGGUUGGCUCGGUAAUAGCGAGGGUGCGGGCCGAUGACGCUGAGCAUGAUUUGCUGCAAUUCGACCUGGAGCCAAAUUUCCAUGACAACUAUGCUAAUCCAAGCCAGCCCGGAACAACUGUCAGUGAUGGAUUACCAUUCCGGAUCGAUCCCCACACCGGUGUUGUUUACCUGAACGAAAGUCUUGCAGGACGAGGUGGCCAAAACUUCUUCCUCUACAUCACUGUUUCGGACGGGCAAUUAACGGCUAAGAACGAAGUUUACGUCAAUAUUUACGCUCGAAACGAUAACAAAAUCUACAGUUCACAUCCACCAUCAAUUUCACAAGCUGCCCGGAAUAUAUCCCAGUUCCUGCCGCCGUUUCACAUGCUACCGGGUGUGCAAUCGUUUAGGGAUCAGACAGGCGUAAGGUUUCCCUCGAACAACCUCCCUCCUGGUUUCGGAGGGAAUAAUAUUUACCAAACGGGUCCCCAAUACCCCGGUACGAAUGUGAACCAUCAUCAUCAACAACAACAACAACAACAUGGAAAUCAACAAGGUCCUACAACAACCGUCAGCAAGGAAUCUGAUGACGAGGGUCCGGAAUCUGUUCCGGAUUCAACGCCUCCGUCAAGUCACACGGACUCGAGCACGACGCGAACUAAGUUGACGCCAGUUGGUAGUGGCAGCAAUUCAAAGACGAAUAGCAGCCAUGGAAGUACUGAUGACGGACAGUCGUCUGCGUCACCAUCAGCAUCAUCGAAAAAGGACGCACCCAAGAAUGGACAGAAUGACAGAAACUCAGAGCACGACGAUUAUGAUGGGUUGUUGGUGUCAACGUCCUCAUCCGCCUCGAAUGCCAUUAAAGCCAUAAUCCCACUCGUAAUCACAGUUUGCGGAAUGUUUGUGGCAGCUGGGCUCAUCGUCGUAUUUAUCUAUCGGAAGCGUCUGUGCGCCAUUAGUAAAACUCUAAAGAAGAAGAGCAAAGCGGAAAUGGCCAAAAAGUCGAAUCAAAGUAAUUUGAGCAGCAAUCUGACUGAUGACAGUCGAAAUUCAAUGGUCCUUCAGCAUUGGAAUGGUCCGACGGCAUUUGGAAAUAGAUACGUGCCCUGGGAGAGGGAUCAGCAGCAGCUACAACAAAUGGGCAUGGCAACAUCGCAGCUAUCAACAAGUGCAACAGGAGGUGUCGCUGGUGGUGCUGGUGGUUGUUCGCCCAACGACAUUGGAACUGGAUCUGGAGGUCCUGGCAAUGUUGGUGGAGUUGCUGGUGCUGGAGUAACCGGAAAGGAUGGCUCUGCAGGCGAUCGAUGGGAAUUCCCAAGGCAUCGAUUGAAGUUCUUCAAUAUAUUGGGCGAGGGAGCCUUCGGGCAGGUAUGGCGUUGUGAGGCCACAGAUAUUGAUGGCUCGGUGAUAGCGAGGGUGCGGGCCGAUGACGCUGAGCAUGAUUUGCUGCAAUUCGACCUGGAGCCAAAUUUCCAUGACAACUAUGCUAAUCCAAGCCAGCCCGGAACAACUGUCAGUGAUGGAUUACCAUUCCGGAUCGAUCCCCACACUGGUGUUGUUUACCUGAACGAAAGUCUUGCAGGACGAGGUGGCCAAAACUUCUUCCUCUACAUCACUGUUUCGGACGGGCAAUUAACGGCUAAGAACGAAGUUUACGUCAAUAUUUACGCUCGAAACGAUAACAAAAUCUACAGUUCACAUCCGCCAUCAAUUUCACAAGCUGCCCGGAAUAUAUCCCAGUUCCUGCCGCCGUUUCACAUGCUACCGGGUGUGCAAUCGUUUAGGGAGCAGACAGGCGUAAGGUUUCCCUCGAACAACCUCCCUCCUGGUUUCGGAGGGAAUAAUAUUUACCAAACGGGUCCCCAAUACCCCGGUACGAAUGUGAACCAUCAUCAUCAACAACAACAACAACAACAUGGAAAUCAACAAGGUCCUACAACAACCGUCAGCAAGGAAUCUGAUGACGAGGGUCCGGAAUCUGUUCCGGAUUCAACGCCUCCGUCAAGUCACACGGACUCGAGCACGACGCGAACUAAGUUGACGCCAGUUGGUAGUGGCAGCAAUUCAAAGACGAAUAGCAGCCAUGGAAGUACUGAUGACGGACAGUCGUCUGCGUCACCAUCAGCAUCAUCGAAAAAGGACGCACCCAAGAAUGGACAGAAUGACAGAAACUCAGAGCACGACGAUUAUGAUGGGUUGUUGGUGUCAACGUCCUCAUCCGCCUCGAAUGCCAUUAAAGCCAUAAUCCCACUCGUAAUCACAGUUUGCGGAAUGUUUGUGGCAGCUGGGCUCAUCGUCGUAUUUAUCUAUCGGAAGCGUCUGUGCGCCAUUAGUAAAACUCUAAAGAAGAAGAGCAAAGCGGAAAUGGCCAAAAAGUCGAAUCAAAGUAAUUUGAGCAGCAAUCUGACUGAUGACAGUCGAAAUUCAAUGGUCCUUCAGCAUUGGAAUGGUCCGACGGCAUUUGGAAAUAGAUACGUGCCCUGGGAGAGGGAUCAGCAGCAGCUACAACAAAUGGGCAUGGCAACAUCGCAGCUAUCAACAAGUGCAACAGGAGGUGUCGCUGGUGGUGCUGGUGGUUGUUCGCCCAACGACAUUGGAACUGGAUCUGGAGGUCCUGGCAAUGUUGGUGGAGUUGCUGGUGCUGGAGUAACCGGAAAGGAUGGCUCUGCAGGCGAUCGAUGGGAAUUCCCAAGGCAUCGAUUGAAGUUCUUCAAUAUAUUGGGCGAGGGAGCCUUCGGGCAGGUAUGGCGUUGUGAGGCCACAGAUAUUGAUGGCAAUGAUGGUGUCACAACAGUUGCUGUAAAAACUCUCAAAGAAAAUGCUGCUGAAAUUGAAAAACACGAUCUAGUAUCUGAACUUCAUGUUAUGAAGUCACUGGAGCCCCAUAUAAAUGUUGUACGCCUUUUGGGCUGCUGUACUGAUAAGGAUCCAAUUUUCGUGAUAAUCGAAUAUGUAAAUCGAGGAAAACUUCAAACGUACUUGCGGAACUCGCGUGCAGAAAGACAUUAUGGCAACACACACGGAAAAUCGAAUAUCCUGACGUCGGGCGAUUUAACAUCAUUCAUGUAUCAGGUUGCCAAGGGUAUGGAUUACCUAACAUCCCGUGGGAUAAUCCAUCGAGAUUUGGCAGCAAGAAAUAUUCUCAUAACCGAUGAUAAUACUUGCAAAGUUGCAGACUUCGGUUUUGCUCGUGAUAUUGUUACGUCGAAGGUUUAUGAAAGAAAAAGUGAAGGAAAACUUCCAAUAAGAUGGAUGGCUAUCGAAUCACUCUACGAUAAUAUAUUCUCAGUAAAAUCGGACAUUUGGAGCUUCGGAAUACUAAUGUGGGAAAUCGUAACAUUGGGCUCAACACCAUAUCCGGGGAUAUCAGCUGCAGAUGUUAUGCGAAAGGUGAGGGAUGGCUAUCGAUUAGAGAAACCAGAGCAUUGUCGCCGGGAAUUGUAUAACAUCAUGUACUAUUGUUGGGCGCAGGACGCCAUUGAACGACCAACAUUCUCCGAAAUAGUACAAAUGCUCGAUAAACUUUUACACACGGAAAUGGACUACAUUGAACUAGAACGAUUUCCUGAUCACAACUACUACAAUAUACUCAAUUUAAGUGGUGAGAAGUUGUAAUGCUGCUUGCUGCUCUACACUAAACUACCGCUGCCUGCUGCUGCUACUCCUCUGCACCUCUACUCAGCCCUGUUCACUGUUCAGUAGUGUUCACUUAUUUACAAAGAAGGACGAAAGGACGAAUUGAAUGGAAUUCACACGAAAAGGGAUUACUUUUACAAAUAUACGGAUACGAAACAACGGUAACUGUGGAAUGGGGAUAUCCCUGUUCGACAUUCGUGUAUCGUAUGUGAGAAAAGACUUCGAUGUCCUUAAUACUUAUUGUUUUCAGUAAUUUAUUUUUUUAUUUUAUUUUCGUUUGUUAAAUAUUAGUUCUUAUUUUCUUUAAAAAAAAAUGUUUUGUUCGAAUUAAAAAAGAAAAAUUGAAGGUGUUUUUAUUUUGUAAGAAAAAAUGAAGACUUAGUUUAUAGUGAUUUUGAUAAUUAUUUAUUUUGUUUUAAAAUAUAACCUUAAAUGUUGAUGUAAAAUGAAAAGAAAUAAAAUAUUAUUAAGUUAA
This is a messenger RNA of Eupeodes corollae, 4996 nucleotides long. RefSeq names its product tyrosine kinase receptor Cad96Ca (gene Cad96Ca). Gene Ontology annotation, biological process: positive regulation of kinase activity; protein phosphorylation; homophilic cell-cell adhesion. Bases 739 to 4500 code for a protein of 1253 amino acids. Lineage: Eukaryota; Metazoa; Arthropoda; Insecta; Diptera; Syrphidae. Gene Ontology annotation, molecular function: ATP binding; transmembrane receptor protein tyrosine kinase activity; calcium ion binding. Gene Ontology annotation, cellular component: membrane; signaling receptor complex. The transcript is spliced from 14 exons. The record is from RefSeq and is a predicted model, not a curated record.